This is a messenger RNA of Corylus avellana, 2070 nucleotides long. RefSeq names its product Zinc finger (CCCH-type) family protein. NCBI's taxonomy places the organism in Eukaryota, Viridiplantae, Streptophyta, Magnoliopsida, Fagales, Betulaceae. The record is from RefSeq and is a predicted model, not a curated record. Gene Ontology annotation, molecular function: mRNA binding; metal ion binding.
AUAAUAUAAGAACAGUGAAAUUAAAUGGACCCCCAUGUCCACGGACAAACUUCUCUCAACUUCAUCCAUGAACAAUGAUCAUCAUUGAUGUGUGAAGCUUGGGAAAAAUCUUUCUUCCUUCUUUUUGGGGCACUUUCUUUAAUUUCUCGGUUCUCACUCCCUCAACCAAAUCUAUCUCUAAAUCUCAAAAAUCUUUCUCUUCUAUUUAUGAAGCCCACCAUCCAUGUUUCCACUGCUACAUUCCUAAAUAAUCUGCCUUCUAGGUCCCUGAGUUUUUUUUUUCAUAUCCUGAUGCUGUAGAUCUAAUCCCACUUCCAUUUUGGUAACUCUCUCUUCAUUGUUGCUGUUUGAAAGAGUUUUGACUUUUGAUACCAUUUUUCCUUUUCUGUGACAAAUCUUAUGCCUAAAACAAUCUGUGUAAUUUAGUGCUAGAUGUGUUGAAUAGCGAAGACCCAUUUCUCAAAUCAUUGAAAUUCAGCUACUAUACCGUCAAUUCCACUCAAAUUUUGGCAAUUCGCUUUGUGGGUUGUCAUCUAUCUAUCUCUAUGUGCCAUUUCUGACUUCUGUCAGCACUUUAGGGUUUCAAAAAGGAAAAAACCGUACCUUCCUCCGUUGCAAAUGGAUUUCUCCGGCGGCAACGUGGUACAAAUAAUCACCGGAAGUGGCCCGGACAGCUGGUCCGGUGGCGACCACGCGAUGUGGGCCACGGAGGAGGAUUACCGAGCGUGGAGCAACAACAACAGCAACGGAGACGACACGCCGUCGACGAACUCGAACUACGAUCAGAGGCAGUCCCAGAGUCGCUCCGGAAGCGAGCCACCCAGCAAGAAGUCUAGGAAUUCCCAGGACGUGACGUCGUCGAAUCGGUCCAAAGCCAUCGGAAAAAUGUUCUUCAAGACCAAGCUUUGUUGCAAGUUCCGCGCAGGCACGUGCCCGUACAUAACAAACUGUAACUUCGCUCACAGCAUUGAAGAGCUCCGCCGGCCGCCACCGAACUGGCAGGAGAUCGUGGCAGCGCACGAGGAUGAGAGGACGGAGCCGAGGGAGGAGUAUCAGAUUCCGUCGUUGGGGUCUUCUGGUUAUGUGGGGGAGACCCAGAGGUCGUAUAAGGGAAGGCAUUGCAAGAAGUUUUACACGGAGGAGGGGUGUCCUUAUGGGGACAACUGCACGUUUCUUCACGACGAGCAAUCUAAGAAUAGGGAGAGUGUGGCGAUCAGCUUGGGCCCUGGUGGGUACGGUGGUGGUGGUGGUGGUGGUGGUGGAGGUAGUGGUGGAAGUGGCGGUGGCAGUGUCAGUGCUGGGGGUGCCGGGGGGAGUGUGGGCGGGGCGCAGAAUGUGAAGCCGUCUAAUUGGAAAACUAGGAUUUGCAACAAGUGGGAGUUGACGGGGUAUUGCCCUUUUGGGAGUAAAUGCCAUUUUGCGCAUGGUGCGGCAGAAUUACACCGAUAUGGUGGUGGGCUUAUGGAGGGGGAAACUAGAGAUUCUUCUUCUGCUCCUCCUGACUCAAAGCUGGGAGGAGUACCUUCAAAAACUCCGGCAGAUAUUCUGGUAGCACCAAUCACUUCAGUUCCUCAUUCUGAUGUUUAUCAUAUUGGAGUUCCAUCGCAACGGUCAUCUAUUGUAAUUCAGAGGCCAGGGAGAACUCAUCAGAAAUGGAAGGGUCCAGACAAAAUCAGUAGGAUAUAUGGUGACUGGAUUGAUGACAUUGAAUAGAAAUUGGAAUUCCUUGCCUGCAAUUCUUGAAGAUGGUCAGUAAGAAAUCAUUCUUGACCAUGGAGUACUUUAAUCUCCCUAGGGAGGACACGAUGACACGAUGGCAACAUGUAGCUUCAGCUUUUGGGUUAAAGAACUCUUGUACCUUUGCUUCAAGUUUCAGUAGAAGCCUUGUCUUUGGGAGCCUGAGCCCCAUCAUUUCAUUUUUCAGGUUUGGAAAAUUGAAGCUUGUAUUACUUUUGUAGGUUUUUACCUUAUAUACUUUCUAGAUGGCCCUUUUCAUCCUUAAGAAAUGACACUGAUCUUUGUACCGCAUUGUUACAUUUACAAGUUGAGUUCUUAGCCUCGGUUAUAUCC